GACGAUAAAAUUGGGAUGUUUUUUUUCAUCGAGAAAGAGGGCGCCUUCCCUGUUCUCCCUCUUUUAACAACAAGCGAACGGGUGCUACCAGUUUGCAACCACAAAACACAGACAACAAUGCCCCGUGAAAUCAAGGAGAUCAAAGACUUCCUGCUGAAAGCCAGGAGGAAAGACGCCAAAUCUGUUAAGAUAAAGAAGAAUGCAGAUAAUGUCAAGUUCAAGGUGCGUUGCUCCAGAUUUUUGUACACCCUCGUCAUCACCGACAAGGAGAAGGCAGAGAAGCUCAAACAAUCCCUUCCCCCAGGUCUUCAGGUGAAAGAAGUAAAGAAAUCAAGCGAGAGGAUGUAAUUUUGUUCUGUGAAUACAAAAAUAAAAUUUUAAUAAAUCCCAA
Molecule: messenger RNA, 391 nt
Organism: Fopius arisanus
Lineage: Eukaryota; Metazoa; Arthropoda; Insecta; Hymenoptera; Braconidae
Gene: RpL38
Product: ribosomal protein L38
Exons: 5
Coding region: 16-348 (110 amino acids)
Biological process (GO): translation; protein-RNA complex assembly
Cellular component (GO): cytosolic large ribosomal subunit; ribosome
Molecular function (GO): structural constituent of ribosome
Source: RefSeq, a predicted model, not a curated record